This is a messenger RNA of Hemibagrus wyckioides, 4298 nucleotides long. Its product is annotated as alpha-(1,6)-fucosyltransferase-like. Lineage: Eukaryota; Metazoa; Chordata; Actinopteri; Siluriformes; Bagridae. The record is from RefSeq and is a predicted model, not a curated record. The transcript is spliced from 11 exons. Gene Ontology annotation, cellular component: Golgi cisterna membrane. Bases 1051 to 2796 code for a protein of 581 amino acids. Gene Ontology annotation, molecular function: glycoprotein 6-alpha-L-fucosyltransferase activity; protein binding. Gene Ontology annotation, biological process: protein N-linked glycosylation.
GCGCAAUGCACUACUGAAUCGGGCAGGGGUACAUAUUAGGUACACACAAUGGUAUCCAGACCAGCGACCUCAGCCUGCUGUAUAUAUUUUGAAUGAAGCAUAAAUUAUUCUGUAUUGUAUCCCACGCAUGCGCAGUGCUGAGCCGUGGCAGCUGGAGUAUCGUCAACGGCCAAAGAAGCGACUGUUCGUCACAUAGUAGCUCGUUCUUCCUGUCUCCGUUUUCUCAGAUGUGGCCUCAGUUCCUGUUUCCGCCCAAAUCACACAGCACGUUACUACUAUAAACACUGUAAUCAAGGGCACCUAUUAGUGGAUGGGAUAUAUUAGGCAGCAAGUGAACAUGACUGAGAUGCUGGACUUCCUGACUGGGAGACCUCAGUCAGGCUGGAUCGGAAGCAGCAUCUCCAGCACCACCACAAUGAGCACUGGGGCCCUUCAGGGCUGUGUUCUAAGCCCACUGCGUUUCACUCUGCUGACUGUGUAGUAAUGCACAGCUCGAACCACAUUAAGUUUGCUGAUGAAAAGACAAGUCAGCAUACAGAAAGGAGGUGCAACAGCUAACAGCCUGGUGUAGAGUCAACAACCUGUCUCUGAAUGUUGAUAAAAUAAAAGAGAUGGUUGUUGACUUAAGGAGAGCACAGGGCGACCAUUCUCCACUGAACAUCGAAGGAUCCUUAGUGGAAAUCAUGAACACUAAAUUCCUUGUGUUCAUGGACUGAUCCAGGACUGAUCAGUUGUUACCGGAAAUAUUUACUUGCAGUUAUUGCUGAACAAGGAGUUCACACCAGAUAUUGAAAGCAAAGGAUUUGAUGCAUGGGUCCUGAUCUGUAGAGCCUACAAAUGCUAGACAUGUGGAAAAGAUAAGAACCAACACAGUACUGAAAUUGACUGUCCUCUCCACUUUGGGAUAAUCCAGAACAUCGACCUCAGGACCUUUUGAAUUUCUGUGGUCAUCAGUCUUCCAUUUCUGCUGUUGACUACAUAUAUAUUGGUGGUGUAGCAGUGGGUAGCAAGAAUGCAGAAGAGUGCUGCGCUGUGAGGAGAGAGAGAGACAUGCGGACGUGGACAGGCUCAUGGCGAUGGAUCAUGCUUGUGCUGUUGGCAUGGGGCACUUUGCUGUUCUACAUUGGUGGGCAUCUGGUGCGUGACAGUGAACAGCCUGAGCAUCCCAGCCGUGAGCUCUCCAAAAUCCUAGCAAAGCUUGAGAGACUCAAACAUCAGAAUGAGGAGCUACGACGCAUGGCCGAGACACUCAGGCUGCCAGAGGGUAAAGCUGAUGCAGACAAUGGAGCUGCAGGGAAACUUCACAUCCUGGAAGAGCAGUUACAUAGAGCCAAAGAACAGAUCAAUUCUUACCGCAGCCUACCUGUUGAUGGUCCAGGGAGAAAACAGGAGGAGUUACGGAGAAUGAUUGAGAAUGGGGUACGAGAAUUGUGGUACUUUGUGCACAGUGAGGUGAAGAAACUGGGCCACAUAGAGACAGGAGAACUACAGAAACACAUUGACAUGCUGCUGCAAGACUUGGGCCACCGUGAGAGGUCCAUCAUGACAGACUUGUACCAUCUGAGCCAGGCAGAUGGAGCUGGAGACUGGAGAGAGAAGGAGGCCAAAGACCUCUCUGACCUAGUGCAAAACAGGAUAACAUACCUACAGAACCCACCAGACUGUGGAAAGGCACGCAAGCUGGUGUGCAACAUCAAUAAGGGCUGUGGUUAUGGCUGCCAGCUGCAUCACGUGGUCUACUGCUUCAUGAUCGCCUAUGGCACCCAACGGACACUUAUCUUGGAGUCACAAAACUGGCGCUAUGCCACCGGGGGCUGGGAAACCGUCUUUAAACCUGUCAGUGAAACAUGUACUGACCGCAGUGGAGCCUCUACUGGACACUGGUCUGGUGAAAAUAACGAUCAGGCCGUGCAAGUGAUUGAGUUGCCUAUUGUGGAUAGCCUCCAUCCACGGCCCCCCUACCUGCCACUGGCUAUUCCAGAGGAUCUGUCUGAGCGUCUACAACGGCUGCAUGGGGACCCCUCUGUCUGGUGGGUGUCUCAGUUUGUCAAAUAUCUGAUCCGACCACAGGCUUGGCUUGAGAAGGAGAUAAAUGAUGUGACCACCAAACUGGGCUUCAAACACCCCAUCAUAGGAGUGCAUGUGCGUAGAACAGAUAAGGUGGGGACCGAAGCUGCAUUCCAUCCCAUUGAAGAAUACAUGCUGCAUGUAGAGGACCAGUACCAGAGGCUGGCACACCGCAUGCACAUCGACAAGAAACGUGUUUACCUGGCCACUGAUGACCCUUCACUACUGCAGGAGGCUAAGUCUAAGUACCCAGAUUAUGAGUUUAUCAGUGAUAAUUCCAUCUCCUGGUCAGCUGGCUUGCACAACCGCUACACUGAGAACUCAUUAAGAGGAGUUAUCCUUGACAUCCACUUCCUGUCCCAGACCAACUACUUGGUCUGCACCUUCUCCUCCCAGGUGUGUCGUGUGGCCUAUGAGAUUAUGCAGACGCUGCACCCGGAUGCAUCAUCCUACUUCUAUUCACUGGAUGAUAUCUACUACUUUGGGGGGCAAAAUGCACACAAUCAAGUGGCUAUUUAUGCACAUGAGCCCCACAGGCAAGGAGAAAUUGUACUGGAACCUGAGGAUGUUAUUGGAGUGGCUGGCAACCACUGGGAUGGCUACUCCAAAGGCAUCAACCGCAAGACUGGUCGUACUGGCCUCUACCCCUCUUACAAGGUGAAGGAGAAAAUUGAGACAGUGAAGUACCCCACUUACCAGGAAGCUGACAAACUGCUUAAGAAACAGUAGAGGGAAAGUUUUUUUUUUAAUUUAAAGUAUAAUGAAGAAAGCCUGGACCACCUGGAUGAAAAUGCACUGUGUGUGUGUGUGUGUGUGUGUGUGUGUGUGUGUGUGAGAAAGAGAGCAAGCCAUUGAAUAAGUGCAUGUGUGUCUGAACUUGGACCUGAAGAGGGCCAUUCAAAUUGUAAAAAAAACAAUAUAUAAACUGGACUCACAGGAUAAGCAAAUAUGCCUCUGCAGGAAUUUUCCCUAAACCUCCAACUAAAAUGAAGGCAACCACAUUUGAUUAUUUCAGAAAAGAUACUAAAAAACAAAAGAAAAAAGCAGCAUUACAUGCAGCUUAAAACAAGGAAUCUUAAAUUUGAACUCCCAACUUGAGUUUGAGCACUGUUUUCCUGUGAUGUUUUUUCUACAUUAUGUAACUGACUACAUUGGUACAUUAGUCAUACACCUCUCCUCCUCUGUUCUUAUUCUCUGAACAUUAAUAUGCCACUGCACACCCUCAUCACAAGCUCUUAGUUUCCUUUGUUGUCCUGUGCUAUGAUUUUUAAUAGUUAUAGUCCAUUAUUUGUCAGAGUACGCCACCAGUCAAAAGUUUGGACACACCUUUUAAUUCAAUGUUUUUUGUUUAGGGAUUUAUUUUCUACAUUCUAGAACAAUACUGGAGAUUUCAAAACUAUGAAAUAACACACAUGGACUUAAGUAAUCCAUAUGUAAUGACAAAAAACAACAGUCAGUUGUUAUUUUAAGACAAGAAGGUAAGGUGUUCUGGAAUAGUUCUUGCAAGAACAGUAUUGUCAAGUGCAUUUGCAUAACCCAUCAAGCACCAUGAUGAAACUGGCUCACAUGAAGACCAUCCCAGUAAAGCAAGACCAAAACUUACCUCUGCUGCAGAGGAGAAGUUCAUUUAGAGUUACCAGCCUCAGAAAUCACCAAUUAACAGCACCUCAGAUUAGAGCCAUUAUGAAGGCUUUACAGAGCAUCAGUAGCAGACAUAUCUCAAUAUCAACUGUUCAAAGGACAUUAUUGUGUAUUUCGGCCGCCUUCAGCAUUGUUUUACAAUGUAGAAAGAAAUAAACAUCAGGAAAGACCAUGGAAUUAGAAGGUGUGUCCAAACUUUUGACUGGUAGUGUAUCUCUGUAUGUUUGUUCAUGUGGAACCAAAUAAUGUGCCUAAGAAUAAUAGAUGAUGGAACACAAUGCUACAUGAAAUUGAUGCAAACUCCAGCGCCUUACAGAGGAUUACACUCCUGACCUUCUGCUCCUUGUUGUUCAUUAUGUUUUCAAAAGAUUCUUUAAUGUUAAUGUAAUGUUCAAAAAUAAAAAAAACACAGGAAAGAAAACUUAGGUAAUUAGCGAAAUUUAUGACAAUGCUAAGAAAGAAUAUAAGUGAGUAUGAUAAUGAAAUAUCAUUGUGGUAACAUUUUAGUGUACUAGAGUGAUUUAAUAUUUUAUGUUUGUGUGAAUAUUGUCUUUUCUGAACCGAUCGAAUAAAAUUGAUCAGCCAUUGUG